Molecule: messenger RNA, 1265 nt
Organism: Lactuca sativa (garden lettuce)
Lineage: Eukaryota; Viridiplantae; Streptophyta; Magnoliopsida; Asterales; Asteraceae
Product: structural molecules protein
Biological process (GO): Golgi to plasma membrane protein transport; Golgi to endosome transport; protein localization to Golgi apparatus
Cellular component (GO): trans-Golgi network; Golgi membrane
Source: RefSeq, a predicted model, not a curated record
CGAACCCCAUGUAUGUAUUCCAUGGAUGAAAUAAGUAUAUUCUAUGUUUUUAUGUUUUCUUAUUGAAAUUUAAGUUUAGGGUUCCUUCGAUUUUCAUUGUUUGGUCUGAUAAUCAAUCUUCAAAUUUCGCUUUCCUAAAUGAUAAUCUUAGAUCUAGCUCCAUUUCUCAUUGCCGAUUUACACCUCACUCCAAUCUAUUCGAAUUUGUUUUGUAAACCCUUCCUUGUCGUUUGAUUCGUUGGUUUUAGUGAAUUGAGUAUCUGUUAAACCAACAGCGAUGAUUGUAUCUGGUGAUUGCGCCAAUAAUUAAGGUUCAAUCGGGCGUGCCCUUCAUAUGUUGUGAAAAUUAGCUGAAUAGUUUUUUUUCUUCGAUUUGUUUGUAAAAUUGGGUGUUAGGAGUGGAAGUGAAUCGGUAGUCAUGUUCUAUGGUUCGGUGGUAUGGGAUCCAUGGCUAAUUGUAGCUCAAAUUGUAUGCAUUCAGUGCUUGUACUAUCUGACGUUGGGAUUUUUCAUGGCUAUUCUUGUUGGAACUAGGGUUUCGAUGAUGAGCCUUGUUUACUUCUUUGAUUACGCUACGAUUAGCAUCUCCACAGUUACCGGCUGGUGUGUCAUCGCUUCUUUCAUCCUCAGCUCUGUAGCCGGGGCUGGUUUCUUGCUUUAUUUGAUUGAGAGAGCAAAGAAGUGCCUGGAUUUUUCUGCCACCCUUUACAUCAUCCAUCUAUUCAUAUGCAUCAUAUAUGGAGGUUGGCCUACAUCAAUUACAUGGUGGAUUGUCAAUGGCACUGGAUUGGCACUAAUGGCUUUGUUAGGAGAAUAUUUGUGUAUAAAACGUGAAUUGCGAGAAAUUCCCAUUUCAAGACUCCGAUCAAGAAGUGAAGAAGAUGAUGAUCCGGCUGUAUUAUUAGACAUUGAUUUGGAUUCCUUUAAUGAAGACUAAGAUGUUGUCAACUUUGGGUUUUUGAUACACUAUUUUCAUGGUAUUUUGAUAUUGGUUGUUGAAAAACUAAACUUUGGAUGUUUGAAAGUCUGGUAUUUUAGUUUUGGAUAUUUUUUGUAAUUUUUGAAAUAUUAUAAUUAUAAAAUUAUUUAUGAUGUAGAAACGACGUCAUCUGGUUUUUCCGACUGGUUUGGUUUUCAAAACAUUGCAUUUUGGCAGUCUUUAGAUAAUGUUAAAUAGGUUCGUUAGUCAGGCAUUGUAAUUUUGAAUGCUUCAUUUCAUGGGAUUUGGAUCAAUUUGCUUAAUAAUAUGACUAAUUAAUUUCUUU